Messenger RNA from Chlorocebus sabaeus (green monkey), 2281 nucleotides. It is a transcript of the gene DCAF10, whose product is annotated as DDB1 and CUL4 associated factor 10. NCBI's taxonomy places the organism in Eukaryota, Metazoa, Chordata, Mammalia, Primates, Cercopithecidae. Gene Ontology annotation, cellular component: Cul4-RING E3 ubiquitin ligase complex. Gene Ontology annotation, molecular function: protein binding. The record is from RefSeq and is a predicted model, not a curated record.
UGACGUUAGGCCGCUGCACGCCGGAAGUGGCAGCUGAACGGGGGCACUGAGGUGUCGGCCGGCGGGGCAGUGGCCCGGAGCGGGGGGCGGGGGUGUUGGUCAUGUUUCCCUUUGGGCCUCAUAGCCCUGGAGGGGACGGAUCGGCCGGAGCCGGGGCUGAGGAGCCGGUGCCCCACGAGGGGCAGGCAGCAGCCACCAGGCCGCCCUCGCCGCUACAUCCCGGGGCUGAUGCGACCCAUCCCCCUCCACCCACCCGGAGCCCUCGCCGCCCCGGCGCCCCAUCGCUGUCCCCGGCCCCGCGCUCCGGAGAGCUCGAGCUGCCCGGAGAUCCGGAGUCCUCGGCUGCCUCCGCCCAGGGAGAGCCGUCACCUCCCUCCCCUCCGCGCCGGCGGCCCGGGCCAGACUGCAAGGCCGAGAGCCGGGGCCGACACGGCCUCUGCGCGGGCCUGGGCGGCCCUGGCGCCAGGCUGUUCGGGUGGCUGAAAGAGCGCAGCCUGGGCCGCGGUCUGUUCGUGGACCCGGCGCGGGACAAUUUUCGCACCAUGACUAGCCUCUACGGUUCCAUCCACCCCGCGGACUCGGUGUACCUCAGCACCCGCACCCACGGCGCCGUCUUCAACCUGGAGUACUCACCCGACGGGUCAGUGCUGACAGUUGCUUGUGAACAAACUGAAGUUCUGCUUUUUGACCCUAUAUCUUCAAAGCACAUAAAAACACUUUCUGAAGCUCAUGAAGACUGUGUAAAUAAUAUCAGAUUUCUUGAUAACCGGCUGUUUGCUACCUGCUCUGAUGACACUACAAUAGCACUAUGGGAUCUGAGAAAAUUGAACACCAAAGUAUGCACUUUACAUGGUCACACUAGCUGGGUGAAGAACAUCGAAUACGAUACUAAUACAAGACUCUUAGUAACAUCAGGAUUUGAUGGAAAUGUCAUUAUUUGGGACACUAACAGGUAUACAGAAGAUGGGUGUCCACAUAAGAAAUUCUUUCACACACGUUUUCUUAUGCGAAUGAGGUUAACACCAGAUUGUUCCAAAAUGUUGAUUUCAACGUCCUCUGGAUAUCUCUUAAUUUUGCAUGAUCUUGACUUAACUAAGUCUUUAGAAGUAGGCAGCUAUCCCAUUUUAAGAGCAAGAAGAACUACUUCAAGUUCAGAUUUGACCACUUCAUCAAGUUCAUCUGGUCCUAGAGUUUCUGGCUCACCUUGUCAUCAUAGUGAUUCUAAUUCUUCUGAGAAACACAUGUCACGAGCCUCUCAAAGAGAAGGAGUUUCACCACGAAAUAGUCUUGAAGUCGUAACCCCUGAAGUUCUUGGUGAGAGUGACCACGGAAACUGCAUCACAUCCUUACAGCUGCACCCAAAAGGCUGGGCCACUCUUCUUCGGUGCUCAAGCAACAGUGAUGAUGAGGAGUGUACUUGUGUCUAUGAAUUCCAAGAAGGAGCUCCAGUGCGACCUGUCUCACCUCGCUGUUCUCUACGACUGACUCAUUACAUUGAAGAAGCCAAUGUAGGCAGGGGUUACAUCAAAGAACUUUGCUUCAGCCCCGAUGGGCGAAUGAUUUCUUCCCCACAUGGCUAUGGGAUUCGUUUGUUGGGAUUUGACAAACAGUGCAGUGAACUUGUUGACUGCUUGCCCAAAGAAGCCAGUCCCUUGCGGGUGAUCCGUUCUCUGUACUCUCAUAAUGAUGUGGUACUAACAACAAAGUUCUCUCCAACACAUUGUCAGAUUGCCUCAGGGUGCCUUAGUGGACGGGUUUCUUUGUAUCAGCCAAAGUUUUAGGCACAACUUACAUCAAAUAAGGAACUCUUCUGGUGUUGACUUAGGAAUUACUUCAAUUUAGAUGAAGUAUUUUCUUUUUAGAAGAUCUUAUAAGUUUGGGUCAAGAUCCUGGUUCUUAUGGGUCCAUGAACACACUUGUGACCUUAGUACUUGGUCAUCCAGCAUCAUACAGGCAUCUCCAAGUUAGACUCUAUGCAGCAUCAUCUUUUUCAGCAUUCCUCUGCUCCUGCUGAUCUGUGCCACUGAACUCCAGUUCUUCUGGUCAUUUUGCAUGGUAGCUCUUGUCAAGUUCCUUUCUUCCUCACUAUUUCUCUCUUUUCCUCUCCCUGUCCCUCUCUUUCUUUGUGUUUGUUGAUUUUGGUGUCAAUUUUGUGGACAUUUGGCAGGAGUUUUGAUUGGAGUAGGAGAAACCCAUGACAUUAGAAUUGAAUAAAACCUAGAAACUGGAUAUUGGCAUAUUGGUUGUUGAAAAAGAAAUUUCAUCUUCACCUAUGAGUAUA